Pseudoliparis swirei is the source of this 1235-nucleotide messenger RNA. RefSeq names its product enoyl CoA hydratase domain containing 3 (gene echdc3). Gene Ontology annotation, molecular function: hydro-lyase activity. The record is from RefSeq and is a predicted model, not a curated record. NCBI's taxonomy places the organism in Eukaryota, Metazoa, Chordata, Actinopteri, Perciformes, Liparidae. Gene Ontology annotation, cellular component: mitochondrion. The transcript has 6 exons. Bases 285 to 989 code for a protein of 234 amino acids.
CGUCGGCGCGUCGCAGCUCGGUGGGACGGCUCGGUUCUGCUCUCGGGCCGAACCGGAGCCGCUGACGGUGCGACAGCAGAGCGACGGAAUCAGGUUCGGUACCGGAAACAUACCGGAAACACGGGUUUAACGGGGGAAGUGUGUGAAAGUGGAGCAGACUGAACUUUAACCGCAGAGGGACGUUCAGGGAACAUGGUACUCCUGUUAAAACAAAAUGUAAAAAGGAAAAAAAAAGGCGGAUCAUCCUGAACGACCCCCGGAGGAGGAACGCUCUGUCUCUGGCCAUGCUGGAGUCACUCAGAGGAAACCUGCUGGAAGACCUGCACAGCCACGAGCUGCGGGUGGUCAUCAUCUCAGCUCGAGGUCCGGUGUUUUCUUCUGGUCACAACCUGAAGGAGUUGACGUCCGCUCAGGGCCGAGAGUAUCACACCAAGGUGUUUGACACCUGUGCAGAGGUGAUGACUCUGAUUCAAGACUUACCUGUCCCGGUGAUCGCCAUGGUGAACGGCAUCGCCACGGCGGCCGGUUGCCAGCUCGUCGCCAGCUGUGACGUCGCCGUGGCGACGGAGACGUCCACCUUCGCCACGCCGGGCGUGAACGUCGGUCUGUUCUGCUCCACGCCGGCGGUGGCCAUCGGCAGAGCGGUGCCACGGAAGGUCGCCAUGGAGAUGCUGAUAACGGGCACCCCCAUCUCGGCCCACAAUGCUUUGCUGCACGGCUUGAUCAGCCGAGUGGUGCCGGAGGAGCGCCUGGAGGAGGAGACGCUGGCCAUCGCCCGCCGGGUGUGUCAGGCCAGCCGGUCCGUGGUCGCCCUCGGCAAGGCCACCUUCCAGAGACAAAUGGCUCAAGGUCGAGACGCGGCGUACGCCACCGCCUCCAAGGUCAUGGUGGACAACCUGGCGCUGAGGGACGGGCAGGAGGGGAUCCGGGCCUUCAUCGAGAAGCGCCGGCCGGUGUGGAGCAACACGGAGGAAAAGGCCCACGACUGACCAGCCGCUGAACCAUUGUGUGCCCCGAAAGCUGCCGGAGAACCAUUGUGUGCCCCGAAAGCUGCCGGAGAACUAUUGUGUGCCCCGAAAGCCGCCGAUUAGGAGUCCAGAUGUGUAUAAAUUCGGAAAAAAUGCUGAUCUCCGUAAUUUGUAUAAUUGUAUAAAUGCAAUAAAUAAUGUUACAAUUAAUAGAUAAACAAUUAAUCAAGCUAAUUGUUUUUUCAGAUUAAUUGAUGACAACAAUAA